This is a messenger RNA of Ilyonectria robusta, 1515 nucleotides long. Its product is annotated as glycoside hydrolase superfamily. The record is from RefSeq and is a predicted model, not a curated record. Gene Ontology annotation, biological process: carbohydrate metabolic process. Bases 1 to 1515 code for a protein of 504 amino acids. The transcript is spliced from 2 exons. NCBI's taxonomy places the organism in Eukaryota, Fungi, Ascomycota, Sordariomycetes, Hypocreales, Nectriaceae. Gene Ontology annotation, molecular function: beta-glucosidase activity.
AUGUUCAAAGCUGAAAAUAACAGCAUUCGCAACAGCCAAUCGACUCUCGAUGGUAUCAACGCCCAAGAGCUCCCGCUGCCACCCGACUUUGUCUGGGGUACGGCUACAGCAGCAUAUCAGAUCGAGGGCGGGGCUUUCCAAGAUGGCAAGGGGAAGUCAAUAUGGGACACUUUUUCUCACGCGGUACCCUCUCAAACGAACGGGGAGCAUGCUGACAUUGCUUGCGAUCACUACAACCGCAUGACCGAGGACGUUGAUUUAAUGUCCUCAUAUGGAGUGGACGUCUACCGUUUCUCCAUUGCGUGGACUCGAGUUAUUCCUCUGGGGGGACGAGAUGAUCCAGUUAAUGAGACUGGAAUCGCCUUCUACAAUAAUCUCAUCAAUCGUCUCGUCUCACUCAAUAUUGCGCCGGUUGUCACUCUCUACCACUGGGAUCUUCCUCAAUCGCUCUACGAGCGCUAUGGAGGCUUUUUAAACAGCAAAGAGUUUCAAGCGGAUUUUGAACGAUUCGCACGACUCUGCUUCUCUACAUUUGGUAACAGGGUCCAGAAAUGGAUUACAUUCAACGAACCGUAUAUCAUUUCGGUGUUUGGGCACCACAGUGGCGUUCUUGCUCCUGGUCGCAGUACACAGACAGGCGGCGAUAGCAAGACGGAACCUUGGCGUGUUGGGCAUAGCAUGAUCCUAGCACAUGCUGCUGCGACUUACGCAUACGCAUCAGACUUCCAACCAUCCCAGCAAGGCACCAUUUCGAUAGUGCUCAACGGCCAUUACUAUGAGCCAUACGAUACUCAUAGCGAGGCCGAUACGGCAGCUGCACAGAGAAGAAUGGAGUUUUAUAUUGGAUGGUUUGGCGAUCCCAUCUUUCUGGGCCAGGAUUACCCUCCAGCGAUGCGCGCCCAGCUCGCCGAUCGACUUCCAGAGUUCACAUCCGAGGAACUGGACCUUGUUCGCCGGACUGCCCCCAUAAACGCUUUCUAUGGUAUGAAUCACUACACGACAAAGUAUGCACGAGCGCUACCGGAACCCCCAGUCGACGAUGACUGGACAGGAAAUGUCGAGGAGCUGCCCACCAACAUUGAGGGUAAGGAGAUUGGGCCUGUGUCCGGGAUGUCAUGGCUGCGAGUUGCACCGACAGGAUUCCAAAAGCUACUCAAGUGGGUUUGGGACCGUUACCAUCUGCCUAUUGUCGUCACUGAAAAUGGUUGCCCAUGUCCUGGUGAAAGCACCAUGAGUUUGGAGCAAGCUGUGAAUGAUGAGUUCCGUAUCAAGUAUUUCGGCUUGUACCUGGAUGCCAUAUCCCGAGCUAUUUACGACGAUGGCGUGACGGUGCAAGGCUAUUACGCAUGGAGUUUGAUGGAUAAUUACGAAUGGUCCGCCGGUUAUGGCCCACGGUUUGGCAUAACUCACGUUGAUUACACAACCUUGGUACGAACCCCGAAAAAGUCUGCUUCUUAUUUGAAGCAAUCUUUUCAGAGGCGCAGAGAGGCCGGAUUUGAUAAGAGCUUGGAAUAA